Molecule: messenger RNA, 1973 nt
Organism: Anolis carolinensis (green anole)
Lineage: Eukaryota; Metazoa; Chordata; Lepidosauria; Squamata; Anolidae
Gene: wif1
Product: WNT inhibitory factor 1
Exons: 10
Coding region: 145-1284 (379 amino acids)
Biological process (GO): anatomical structure development
Cellular component (GO): cell surface; extracellular region
Molecular function (GO): signaling receptor binding
Source: RefSeq, a predicted model, not a curated record
CGCUCCCAAGCGCAAACCCACUCUUGGCGGAGGCAGUAAGAGAAGCAACAGCAAGGAGAAGCAGGAGCCGGACGACCAAAGGAGCCGAAUAGAAGCCUUCACCCUCGUCUUUGCUCCCUGGGGAUCAAUACAGCCGAGACAGGAAUGGCCGGAGGUAUAAGGAGCCCCGUUACUUUCUGGCUCGUCUGCUGCGGCAUCGCUUGCCUCCUGGGCUCCGCCCGCGCCGCCGAGCCCCAGGAGGACAGCCUCUACCUGUGGAUUGAUGCGCAUCAAGCCCGCGUCUUGAUCGGCUUUGAAGAGGAUAUUUUGAUAGUUUCGGAGGGGAAGAUGGCCCCAUUCACUCACGAUUUCAGAAAAGCUCAGCAGCGGAUGCCAGCGAUUCCAGUCAAUAUUCACUCCAUGAAUUUCACCUGGCAAGCAACCGGACGGGCUGAAUAUUUCUAUGAGUUCCUGUCCUUACGGUCUCUAGAUAAAGGGAUAAUGGCUGACCCAACUGUAAACGUCCCUCUACUUGGAAUGGUACCUCAUCAAGCAUCAGUUGUUCAGGUUGGAUUUCCUUGCCUUGGAAAACAAGAUGGUGUGGCAGCAUUUGAAGUUACAAUAAUUAUCAUGAAUUCAGAAGGCAAUAUCAUACUCCAAACACCACAAAAUGCCAUUUUCUUUAAAACAUGUCAGCAAGCUGAAUGUCCUGGAGGAUGCAGAAAUGGAGGGUUUUGUAAUGAAAGACAUGUCUGUGAAUGUCCAGAUGGAUUUUAUGGUCCUCACUGCGAGAAAGCUCUUUGUACACCACACUGCAUGAACGGUGGACUCUGUGUUAUGCCUGGAUUGUGCAUCUGUCCUCCUGGGUUUUAUGGCAUCAACUGCGAUAAAGCAAACUGCACAACCACCUGUUUCAAUGGAGGAACUUGUUUUUAUCCAGGGAAAUGCAUUUGUCCUGCAGGACUUGAAGGAGAUCAGUGUGAAAUUAGCAAGUGCCACCAGCCAUGUAGAAAUGGAGGUAAAUGUACUGGUAAAAACAAAUGCAAGUGCUCUAAAGGCUACCAAGGAGAUCUUUGUUCAAAGCCUGUCUGUGAACCAGCUUGUGGAUUAUAUGGGACCUGUACUGAACCCAACACAUGCCAGUGUCAGGAAGGUUGGCAUGGAAGACACUGCAAUAAACGGUACGGAGCCAACCUUGUCAAUGCCCUGAGGCCUGCAGGCACCAAGCACAGGCAGCAGCACACACCUUCACCUAAGAAAGCUGAAGAGAGGCAAGAGCCUGCUGAAUCCAAUUAUAUCUGGUGAACCACCACAUCUGAGACGUUUUAUGUUACACAAAGUUCAUAGCCUUCAUUAACCUUUCAUGUGUUGAAUGUUUCAAAUGCUGUUCAUUACAUUUUAAGAUUACUGGCCUGAAUUUUACUAGCUUCAUUAUAAACCACUGAGCUGAUAUUUACUAUUCCUUUUAAGUUUUACUUCUCUAGCACAGUUAUGUAGGCUUCUUCAGUUAUAUAGGUUUCUUGUUUCCAGUGUUUUUGAACAGUUCCUUUUUUUGUACUAUAUUUCAGCGCUAUGUCGAGUUAAAAUUUCUUUCCUCUUCAGAAAUUCCUCAGAACCAUUUGACAAAAAGGGGAGAGUGUAAAAAUGCUGGUCUGGAACACACCAUUUCCCCCUCUGGGUUGUGUCUAGAUAGUUUUUAAAAGUAGAACAUUUCAUUUUAGUUUUGCCAUGAUGGAGUUUUACCUGUUUUGUUUAAUAAAACAAACAUUUUCUAAUUUAAAACCAAUCCCCAUGCCUGCAUAAUGCUGUGUAUGAAGUACGAUGUGGUUGUGGUAUUGAAACAAUAUAAUAUAUUGGAAACAAAGUAGAACUAUGAAGUGUGAACUCAGUUUUUGCAUUGGCUUAUAGCAAUAUAAUAUAUUGUACACAAAACGGCUCUUUGUAAUAAACAUUUUUAUACUGAUCAUUACAUAUGUAAUAAAGAUGCUCCUUUA